Messenger RNA from Cordyceps fumosorosea ARSEF 2679, 981 nucleotides. RefSeq names its product Di-trans-poly-cis-decaprenylcistransferase-like protein. Bases 1 to 981 code for a protein of 326 amino acids. The transcript is spliced from 3 exons. Lineage: Eukaryota; Fungi; Ascomycota; Sordariomycetes; Hypocreales; Cordycipitaceae. The record is from RefSeq and is a predicted model, not a curated record. Gene Ontology annotation, cellular component: endoplasmic reticulum membrane; dehydrodolichyl diphosphate synthase complex. Gene Ontology annotation, molecular function: ditrans,polycis-polyprenyl diphosphate synthase [(2E,6E)-farnesyl diphosphate specific] activity.
AUGCCUUCAACCGCAACCGCCCGCAAGGCGUAUCGCGCCGACGCAAAAGCCAACCACACACUCUUGAGCGAGCAGGAGAGGGCGCGACUGAUCAAGUCCCAUUUGCCUCCCGUCAAUGAUAGCCCGCCGGUCUCAAAGAAGAGCAAGCAGCAAAAAUCCCACCUCGGCGUACGCCGCUUCUUGAAGAAUGCGCUCUUCAUCUUCGUCUUUGCCGUCAUGCACGGUAUCUUCUCCCUCUACAUCCGACUCCGACAGGCCUGGAACAUUGUGCGCUACCAAAUAUCUUCCGUGCUGUACUACCACCACGGCACUCCGGAGUACAUUCGCCGAGAUAUCAUGGGCCUGCCGAAGAAGCCGAACCACCUAAGCGCCGUCCUGCGAGCCGAGGAGGAUAAGCGGCCCAAGGCCGAUCUCGAGCGUCUGAUUGACGAGGCGGCGGAGCUGGCUACUUGGACAGCCUGUGCCGACAUCCCGAUGCUCUCCAUCUACGAGAAGACUGGAAUUCUGAAGAAGAACAUGCCCCGCAUCUACGAAGCCAUCCUCGCGAAAUUUGCCCUGUACUUUGGAACGCAACACCCGUCUCUAUCCGUUUCGUCGCCUCACCGCGAGACCGUGUCUUCCCCUGCCUCGAUGAGCGCCAACCCUGCCGGUCAGCUGCGAGUUCAUCUGAUUUCUGCGCAGGACGGUCGCGAAUCUGUUGUCGACCUGACCCGCACUCUUGCCGACAUGUCCCAGAAGGGCAAGCUGUCGCCUCGCGACAUUUCUAUGGACCUAAUCGACGCUGAGCUCUCAGAGGGCAUCAUGCCUGAGCCGGACCUGCUGAUCCUGUUCAGCCCGUACGUCGAACUCUCUGGCUACCCGCCAUGGCAGAUUCGCCUCACGGAGAUCUUUUGUCUCAAGGACAACGAGUCCUUUGGUUACCAAGUCUUUGUCAAGGCGCUCCGCAACUUCUCAAAUGCUCAGUUCCGUCGCGGAAAAUAG